CCGCUGACCAGAAGAGAAUAUAACACAGAUGCACAAGAUGUGCAUCGCUCGAUCUCGUUGGCGAACUCCAGGAGUCCUUUCUUUCUCUGUCCGUCGCGUCCGGAGAUGAGUUACAGUUCGAGAAUGUCUGCAGGCGAUAGCCGACCAUCGGAGGGAGAAUUCGGUGCCGAUGGCGACAGCGGCUUUCUCGGCAAUGUGAUCGUGUCUGCAAUAGACAAUCGACCCAUUUCAUUUCAUUGCGUGUGUGUGUGUGUCUGCCUUCUCGUACUCGCGUCCUGGGGUGCCGUAGGAGGGGGAUUUGGUGUGACUGGUCGGGAUGCGCCUGUCAGGGCGACGAGAACCUAUAGCAAAUGACACAAAUGCGACAUAGGUGACAAAGGCCGACAUCUUUCCUGCGCAUCAAGUGUCAACCUGCUGGGCCGUCGGUCGCCUGUUGGGGUCUUUCUCGAAGCACAUCUGAGGCACGAGCACAUUUCGAUCAGCGCAGGAGUCUUCUUGAGGCCUCUGCAAGUACCAGAAUGAUCUGUCGCACGUGUGGAGGGAACAGCUUGCCAGUGGGAACCUCAGGCUGUCACAUGCAAGAGAAACGCUGAUCGAAUAUGUACAUGGGUACAUGCAUACCUUGACUCCUUGACCAUGCAAUCUCAUCGCCUCCGUAUGAGCUGCCUCCGGACUCAGCGACCCCAACUCAGCAAACGGCCUCUUUCCUGUAGAACGAAGGCGCGAAAGGACGCGGUGAGCAGCAAGACAGCAGCUUACCGCCAAGUAUCUCCACCAAAACGCAUGCCAGCGCCCAUAUGUCGGCUGCAAAUGAUAUUGGGUUGUCUGCAAAGGCCGAUCAGAAAGAAUACGAGGACAAAUGGUCAGGUACGGCGCCUCACUCCUGUCAUAGGUCUCGGGUGCCAUGAAGCCAUGUCUUCCUAGGCCUGUGAAAGCACACAUAGAUUUGUUUCUAUGUGCCCGCAAUAUCUCUCCUGCUCUCACCGUGAGUGACCGAUUUGCUCGUGCUCAGCAGGAUUCUCGCGAGGCCAAAGUUGGUGAUCUGAGAGUAACUUGUAAAGAUUGCUAGUACCGGGGCCUGUCUGUUCACUUUACCUUGAUGCUACCUCCGGCAUCGACCUGAGUAAAGAGACAGCAGGACCGAGUGGUGGCCAAAGCUCACGGCUGAAGACAAGUCGCGUGGCUUACGAGUAUGUUGCUUGGUUUGAGGUCGCGAUGGAUGACCUUGUGUGCGUGAAGGGCAACAAUGCCCUCGCAAAUCUGACCACAGACAGGGCGCCGAGACUCCUUGCACUGUAAUCUCAACUGAGUAUGAUUGUGCCGUUGCGAUAUACCUGCACGGCCAGUUUCUGGCGGAUGCUGUCGUCAAGACGCCCGUCUUUAGCCAGCCGUUCGAUGUACUUGUGCACGGGGCCACCGGUACACAGCUCUGACAGAUACAAGGGCAGAGAGAAAGGGGCAUUACCGAACCUGCGCAUUUCUACAGUGCGUACCUGUGACGAUUAUUGGCUUCCCGUCCUGCUCAGCCAGCCCAUGGAGCUUGAUCAAACGAGGAUGCUUGGCGCGGAGAACGUGACUGAGUAGCAAAACUUCCUUCUGCGCUUCCUUCAUCGAUGAUUCGUCUGCACAUACGACCCAUUGUGCACGCUGUGUGAGUUCUCGCCCCACAGGUCCUCCACAAGCACUCACCAGCAUCUUGGCUGCCACAGACAAGCCCUUAGGUUUCCACCUGGCCUUAAACACAGUCCCUCUUCCACCCGAGCCUGUUUGACCAGAGACAUACACGAAGCCAUCUGUCAAGUACGCCACCGACUCCUGCGUCGCAUACCGAGAACACCGCCAAACCCGGACACUUCGAGCUCAUCUGCCUUGAUGUAGUUUAAGACCUGGUCAUCCAUACUGAAACUAGUCGUCGCGCCUACACCACAUAUCCCACAACACAUUCACACGACACGCAACAUGAGCACAAGCACACCGCCUCCUCCCUCGUCUGUGUGUGUUUUGUCGACAUGUUCGUACCUUUCGCAGCGGCGCCAGUGGGCGACAGGAUGCUCCUGGCUAGCUUGCUCCUGGCCAAGUUGAUCCUCUGCUCCUCGAUGCGCUCCUGCUCUGCACUGAGGACCUUGAUACGAUACAUGUCGUUCUGCCGCUGGUCGCCGUCGAAGCCGCCGAGGAUGUGCAUGUACCCCCGGUGCAUGACGGCCCGGUGCCACGUGCGGCCAGACGGCACGUCGCCGUGCGUCUCCAACUGCGUCCAGGUGCGCGCCUGGCAGUCGAACACGUGGAUAUCUGUGUGGAGCAGGUAGGUAGAGAGGGAAAGAAGACACAACAAAGCAACAUGUGUUGUGUGGUGUGGUGUGGUGUGCGUGUUUGCAUGUGUGGUGUUUGGCUGGGUUCGUGCCGGCGUAUCGCGUAUGUGUCUCGUCGACGCCGCCGAAGACGAACAUCUUGGUCCCACCGAUCACAGCAGAAUGCCUGCACGGCACACAUGCGCACCACACACAGAUACACGAUGGUUUCUGGGGUAUGUUGUGGUGUGGUGUGGUGGGUGGGUGGGUGGGUGGGUGCCUGUAUCUGGAUUUGGGUGCGCUUCCCCUGGGCUCCACCUUGAUCCACUCGUUGGUGCCAAACACAUACUCAUACAAAUCCGAUAACGUGUUCUGCCCGUUCCAACCGCCAAAUACAUACCUGCACACACACCCAUCACACACACACACAUACGAACAAAUACAAUGGCACACCACUCUUUCCACCCACCCACCCCCGCCCACACACACACACACACACACACACACUACUAAGCUUACAUGCCAUUCUCGUAGACGACGGCCGUGUGCCCGAAUCGGUUUUCAGGCGGGUUCUGCGCUGACCCGUUCGCCAGCCACCUCUUGCUCUCGCCCGCUAGGCUCAGCACACCCACAUCGUUCAACCGGUUGGAGCCAUCAAACCCACCGAAGAUGUAGGCAGUGGUGCCGUAGAGCACCAUGCUGUGGUCACUGCGGUGGGCGGGCGGCUCCCCGAUGGGCUUGAUGGGCGCCCAUCGGCAGCGGGCGAUGUCAAACUCGUGCACGUCGUUGAAGUACUCGCCGCCCUUCCCGGUAAACCCGCCGAAGAAGUACAGCUUGCCCUCGUAUGCGAUGCCCUGACAGUUGGACCGGGCAUUGGGCGGGCGGGAGGGGCCGGAGUCGUCCGCCACCAACUGCCACAGACUGUUCUCUGCCCAGGUGAAGGAAUGGCAACACACACACACACACACACACAAACACACACACACAGAGAGAGAGAGAGAGAGAGAGAGAACGUGAGAGAGAGAGAGUCAUGCUUUCCUCUCAGCGACUUCACCGAUAUUGAAGGCGUAGAGAUCAUUUUGGCGUGCCGUCUUGUCGGUGCCGCCGAACAGGUACAAAACGUCCUCAUAGAGGACCACGGCAUGCCCCGAGCGGGGCAAGUAGACGUCGCCGCUGGUCUGAAUUUGCUCCCACUGGCACUCCAUCCUCCGCCCGUUGGAUGCCGCCGUUCGUCUAUAACGGGCGUGCCAGUAAGUGGAGUGGUGGCGGCUCUCCCCCACAGGCCCCCAACG
Molecule: messenger RNA, 3580 nt
Organism: Vitrella brassicaformis
Lineage: Eukaryota; Vitrellaceae
Source: the annotation of a GenBank genome assembly